CACUCACUCACUCUACGAGCCUGACUUUACAAUCUUCGCAUUUAUAUAUACUCAACUAAUAGUUAUAUCUUCAAUCAGCAUCCUUUUUCAUAUUCACCAUUUAUCUCAAUAUGGGCCAGUCCAGCCAUACUUUAAAAAAACCAUGGAUCGAGACCCCACUGAUCGAAUCAGCGGCUCUCUCCAAAGUCGCAGGAUGUAGAGUCUUCCUCAAACUCGAACUCCUACAACCCUCAGGAUCAUUCAAAUCGAGAGGCAUCGGAAACCUCAUCCGCACCGCCCUCCUAGACCCAACAAACAAAGACAAGGAUCUCCACUUCUACAGUUCCUCAGGCGGAAACGCAGGACUAGCUGCCAUCGUCGCAACCCGCGACCUAGGCUGCCCGUGUACAGUCGUCGUCCCGCACAGCACGACGCCGCUCAUGAUUAGCAAGUUGCGCGCUGCGGGCGCUGCGGGCGCUACGGAAGUUGUUCAACAUGGAGCUAAUUGGCUCGAAGCGGACACUUUCCUGCGUCAAAGCUAUAUUGAUAACGAGAGCUGCGAUGGCCGUGCAGACUCGGAGCGGAACCAGAAAAACAUCUACGUCCCCCCGUUCGAUCACCCCGAUAUCUGGACGGGCGCGGGGACGAUGGUAUCUGAAAUAGCGGCGCAGUUGCCGCCGAGAGAUGAUGAGUCUGCGGGCGCCUUCCCGGCUGAUGCAAUCAUCUGCAGUGUUGGAGGAGGGGGCCUCUUCAACGGCAUCGUCGAGGGGCUAAACACGUACCUGCAUUCUCGGGCCGGCUCCCAGAUACCUGUGAAACCCGUCCGCGUGGUAGCUGCCGAGACGCAGGGCGCCGACUCCCUUGCGUACUCGCUGCGGGCGGGGAGUUUACAGUCGCUGCAGGCGAUCACGUCGCAGGCGACUUCAUUAGGGGCUGUUUGUGUUGCGCCCAAGGUACUGGAGAGUGCGCUGUCUCCGCCGGCGGGGGUUGAGGUUGUUAGCUUUGUGGGGUCGGAUGGGGAUGCUGCAAGGGGGGUUGUUCGAUUGGCUGAUGAGAUGCGGUUGCAGGUUGAGUUGGCUUGUGGGAUCAGUGUUGAGGCUGCGGUGGCGGAGAAGUUGAAGACGAGUGUGCCGGGUUUGGGGCCGGAUGGUCGGGUGGUGGUUGUUGUUUGUGGUGGGAGUAACGUUACGGCGGAGAUGAUUGCGGAGUAUCGUCUACGACUUCAGGGUGGAUGGGAUUAGGUUGUUGG
Aspergillus campestris IBT 28561 is the source of this 1228-nucleotide messenger RNA. RefSeq names its product putative L-serine dehydratase. Gene Ontology annotation, biological process: L-threonine catabolic process; L-serine catabolic process. The coding region runs from base 111 to 1220 and encodes 369 amino acids. The record is from RefSeq and is a predicted model, not a curated record. Gene Ontology annotation, molecular function: L-serine ammonia-lyase activity; pyridoxal phosphate binding; threonine deaminase activity. The transcript has 3 exons. NCBI's taxonomy places the organism in Eukaryota, Fungi, Ascomycota, Eurotiomycetes, Eurotiales, Aspergillaceae.